Oldenlandia corymbosa var. corymbosa is the source of this 909-nucleotide messenger RNA. NCBI's taxonomy places the organism in Eukaryota, Viridiplantae, Streptophyta, Magnoliopsida, Gentianales, Rubiaceae. The record is from the annotation of a GenBank genome assembly.
AUGCCCGGGGAAGAAUUACGCGCCGCCGCCACGUCGUCACCGCAAUUACAGCCUCCGCCGUCCCCGAUGGACGCCGCUGAAGACGGCGGCGACGAAGAAGCCCAGGUGUGGGAUCAGAUUAAGGCGGAGGCUAAGCGCGAUGCAGAAGCGGAGCCGGCGCUAGCCAGUUAUCUGUACUCCACGAUUCUCGCUCACCCUUCUCUGGAGCGUUCUCUGUCGUUUCAUUUGGGGAAUAAGCUGUGUUCUUCGACGCUGCUUUCCACCCUGCUUUAUGACCUCUUCCUUGAUACUUUCUCCAAUGACCCUAGCCUCCGUUCGGCCGCCGUCGCCGAUCUCAUUGCUGCCCGGGUUCGGGACCCGGCUUGCGUGUCGUUUUCCCACUGUCUUCUUAAUUAUAAAGGCUUCCUCGCUUGCCAGGCCCAUAGAGUAGCCCACAAGCUCUGGAGUCAAUCUAGAAGGGCACUUGCCCUGGCUCUCCAAUCUCGAGUUGCUGAUGUAUUUGCAGUCGACAUUCACCCUGCAGCUAAAAUCGGCAAAGCUGUCCUCUUUGACCAUGCAACUGGAGUGGUGGUUGGCGAAACUGCAGUGAUUGGAAACAACGUAUCGAUCCUCCACCACGUAACUCUUGGUGGCACAGGAAAGUUUGGUGGCGAUCGACACCCAAAAAUUGGUGACGGGGUUCUGAUUGGUGCUGGGGCAACUAUACUAGGCAACGUAAAGAUAGGAGAGGGUGCCAAGAUUGGUGCUGGAUCAGUAGUCUUGAUAGAUGUUCCUCCAAAGACGACAGCGGUUGGAAACCCUGCUAGGUUGGUGGGAGGAAAGAAUAAGCCCAGACAGCACGAUGAAGUGCCUGGAGAAUCCAUGGAUCAUACAUCUUUUAUCACCGAAUGGUCUGAUUAUGUGAUAUGA